UUUUAAUCAUUGCACUAAAUAGGCGAAAUGCUACGGACGCGAGAACGAAAGCUUGGGCACUUUUGUGAAACAUUUUAGAAGGUUACAGGACAAAAACAAAGUAGUUGGGCAAAUAUUUUGGUUUGUUGUAGUUUGAGAAUGAAGAAAUUGGUGAUUCUAGGACUGGUGCUAUUGUUAAUGCCCGACGGAUACGAACAUGGGAACAUUCCGGUAGCCAUGAAUGGCAUAUUAAAACGGCAACAGAGUGUUGAGACGUUGGAUAAACCUGUAGAAGAUGCAAUACAGAAUUCAUGGUCCCGCUUCAAACGUGCUCCAGGAAAGUCUUCUCGCGACAAUGUAGAUAGUUACGAGUCACUUGAAGCGCCUCCAGCACCGCCAGAACCUGGUCAUUCGCACGAGCAUGGACACCAUCUUUUAGAUCAUAUUCGUGAUGAGAUACAUAGAGGUCACGUGACACAAGACAAUAUGAUUCAUUGGUGGACACAAAUAAAGAAUGCGCUCCAAAAUGGAAGCGUCACAAAGGAUGAAGUCAACCGUUUGAUGGCAUCCUUGGAGCAUUCAGACAUUAAUCUUGGGAGCCGUUGCUGCUGGUUUGGAUAAAAAGAAUUCAUUUUAGAACUUUUGGUCUUCAGAAUUUUGGUCAGUUUGCUGUUUGGCAAUGUUUACCAAUUAUUUGUUUUUAAAAUAAAGUAACCUAAUGCAUGAUA
Mercenaria mercenaria is the source of this 707-nucleotide messenger RNA. RefSeq lists its product as uncharacterized. The transcript has 2 exons. The coding region runs from base 139 to 600 and encodes 153 amino acids. Lineage: Eukaryota; Metazoa; Mollusca; Bivalvia; Venerida; Veneridae. The record is from RefSeq and is a predicted model, not a curated record.